Lagopus leucura (white-tailed ptarmigan) is the source of this 2539-nucleotide messenger RNA. It is a transcript of the gene WDR27, whose product is annotated as WD repeat domain 27. Gene Ontology annotation, molecular function: protein binding. The record is from RefSeq and is a predicted model, not a curated record. The transcript has 24 exons. Bases 50 to 2539 code for a protein of 829 amino acids. NCBI's taxonomy places the organism in Eukaryota, Metazoa, Chordata, Aves, Galliformes, Phasianidae.
UUAGGAGGUCGGGACGCACCCCGAGCCGCCGGCGGUGCCCCGCUGUAGGAUGGAAAGCGAGGGCGACAGUUGUUCGUGGGGAAGGAGCGAAGACCCUGAGGUCGUCCGCGAAAAACGUCUGUUUAAGUCCAGGUUGCCGGAGUGCCUCGUCCAGGUGGCGUGCGGACACCAGCACUGCGCCUUCCCGCUGAAUCGCAACGAGCUGUGCGUCUGGAAUACAGCUGGCAGCCCUGCUGCACAGCCAUUAUGUUUGUCAGGACAUCAGCAUGCAAUUUCUGCACUGUCUUUUGGAAGUAAAAUCAAUCCACUUCUAGUCUGCUCAGCUUCCCAUGAGCGUGUGAUAGUGUGGAAUCUUGAUGAAUGCACAACAAAACUGCGAGACGGGAUAACACCUCAAGGAAUUAUUAUUGGAACUCUUAUGAGAUUCGUUCUUCAUGUAAGAUUUAGUCCAGAUGAUCAACAAGUGGCAGUAUGUGCGGGAAAUCGAAUCUACAUGUUAAGUGCAAAGAAUGAAGCUAUACUAGUUAAAUUGAAUGGCCACCUGGCUCCAGUGACUGCUGCUGAGUUUUGCACGUGGGAGAAAAAUAUGCUUAUAUCGGUGUCUGAAGACAGAAGCUUCAAGGUAUGGGACUAUUCUACUGGACUGUUAAUGUAUCAGUCAGGGAUAUUAACAGCAUUUCCUUUGCUGAGUCUACUAAUUGACGAAGAAAAGAGACAGAUCAUCACUGGAUGUGCUGAAGGACAGCUUUGGAUCUUCAGUUUAAGCAGUGAUCAUAAUUACCGUUGUGUGGCACAUACUGACUUAAAGAAAGAGCAAGAGAAGUUCUAUAAUAAAAUCUGGAAAUCUGAAGAAGAAUUAGGUGGAAGGCAAAAUGCUUCUGAGCUUUGCAAAACAAACAGCAUGAAACCAGAGGGGUCAGUGGAAGCAUCAUUGCCCGUUCUCCUAAUUGAACACUGUGACUAUUCAGUAUGUUUCCACAAUGAAGAAAAUAUAUGCUGUGCCCAGAAUAGAAGCUAUUUUUGGAUAGGAACCUCUACUGGCUUGUUAUUAAUAAAUUUAGCAAACUUGGAACUGGAAGCAUUUUUAUGUUACAAAGAUUACAGUGGCCUCAGCAUUCGAUUUGCUAGAUUGUGUUCAUUAAUGAAGAAAGCAGUUAAUGGAAAGGUUUUAUGCUUGGUCACUUCAAUGUUUGAAGACAUCAUCGCUGUGUUGGAAGUUAACCCUGCUUUGUUGGUGACAUCUCAGCAGAGUGGUAUUCUUAAAAGUGGAAAUGAAGGGAGUCUAUCAGUCAUUGCCAGGUGUCCGCUGUUGCCAACAUCUCCAUUGUGUAAAAAUUUAAAUAAAAAUAAAAAACAUCCGGGUAAAACGCAUGGAGCGAAAAGCACCGUGAAAGAUCAACCACUGGUUUUUCAUAAUAAAAUUAAGUCAUCGGGUUAUACAGCUGCACCACAAAUGGCCAUGUUUUCUCCAAAUACUAAACUGAAGAAAAAUAAUGUAUCAAAGUGCAAGACCAGUUUUAAAGGUAAAAAUAAAGAAUAUCCACUGGAAAGUUCUCCUCCAAUCAACCAUGAGGCAGAAACAUCCAUUAGUUUUCAACCAACUAGAAUUUGUUGUGUUCAGUAUUCUGGGGAUGGAAAUUACCUGGCCUGUGGGCUGGCUAACAAGACUGUACUGAUAUUCAACUCUGAUCUCACCAAUACACGGCAUGUUUUUGCAGGUCAUGAUGGUGCAGUUAACUCUGUUGGCUGGAGUCAUGACAAGAAGUGGAUAGUUUCUGCAUCAGAUGAUAGAACUGUAAGGGUCUGGUCAGUCUGCAAGAAUGAACCUGCCCUAAUUCUGGGAAAAGAGAUGUUCCAGCGGGCUGUAGGCUUUGCACAAUUUUAUUUUAUGGAUACAUUUAUAUUGCUGUGCUGUGGAGCUGAAUUUCAUCUAUUAAGUUUCCAUCUAGAUGCAGCAAAGGAUGACCUAAGACGAUACAAACAGAAAAGUAUUUGCAAAUUGGUACAGAAAUUUCCCAUGGCUUCAACAGUGGAGAUUACCAGCCUUUCAGCAGUGAAUGAUUUCUACUCUUAUAUUGUACUUACAGCUGGCAGCAACCGAGCAUUGGAAGUUUUUGAUCUCAAUGCAGGCCACAGCACAGCAGUGAUACCAGAAGUUCAUACUAGAGCAGUCCAUCAGAUCUGUCAAAACAAGGGAUCAGCGUUCAGCACUCAGAAGCCUGAAGCUUACAACCUUUUCAUGACCACAGCUGUAGGAGAUGGAAUCAAACUCUGGGAUUUAAGAACUCUCAAGUGUGAACGUCGAUUUGAAGGGCAUAGUAGCCACUCCUACCCUUGUGGAAUUGCAGUAUCUCCUUGUGGGAAGUUUAUAGCCAGUGGUUCAGAUGACAAGUAUGCUUACGUAUUUGAGAUGCAUUCGAGUACCUUUUCAUAUAAACUGGGAGGACACACAGAAUCUGUCACUAAUGUGGCUUUUAGUCCCUUUUUGCCACAGAAGUUCAAAUGCAAAGUAGAAGUGGUUGAAUUGGAAUCUGAAUAG